GGGGGACUUUCCUAAACCGAGAGGAGAGAUUGGCUCUGCAAGUUCACAAACCAGGUGCUGUAGGAUAAGAUUCACAACCAUGCUAUCCUCUAUCCUGUUUUGGGGACUUAUUGCCCUCAUUGGCACUUCUAGGGGCUCGUACCCUUUCACUCACUCAAUGAACCCUCACCUGCAUCCCCGCCUGUACCAUGGCUGCUACGGUGACAUCAUGACCAUGGAGACCUCUGGUGCCGCCUGUGAUAUAACCAGGUUGAUGAACUGCGGGAUCCGUGGUUCUGAAAUGUUUGCUGAGAUGGAUUUGAGGGCCUUAAAAACUUACCAGACCCUGAUCAAAGAAGUUGGGCUGAGGUAUUGUGUGGACCCUGCUCUCAUCGCAGCUAUCAUCUCGAGAGAAAGCCAUGGUGGAGCUGUCCUGCAAGAUGGCUGGGACCACAGGGGACUUAAAUUUGGCUUGAUGCAGCUUAAUAAAAAAAUUCAUCACCCUGUUGGUAACUGGGACAGCAAAGAACACCUUUUGCAGGCUGUUGGGAUUCUAACAGACAAAAUGAAGGCAAUCCAGAAAAAAUUCCCCACGUGGAGUGUGGCUCAACACCUCAAAGGUGGUCUCUCGGCCUUUAAGUCAGGAAUCGAUGCCAUUGUCACCCCAACGGACAUAGACAAAGACUUGGUCAAUGAUCUUCUCGCCCGAGCUAAAUUCUAUAGAAGACAUGGCUUCUAGGCAAAGCUCUGUGGGUGGGCCAUGUUGGCAGGUGUUCAGAUGGCCCCUCUUUGAGAGUUUGAUAUGGAUGUGUUGUACUCAACACAAAGAAAUGGUUGCAAUUAUGACAGAAAAUUCAGUUUCUUAAUGCAAAUAAGCAUCCAAAAAAAGAAAAGAAAGAAAGAAAAAGAAAAGGAAACCCACCCAGU
This is a messenger RNA of Callorhinus ursinus (northern fur seal), 906 nucleotides long. It is a transcript of the gene LYG2, whose product is annotated as lysozyme g2. Gene Ontology annotation, cellular component: extracellular region. The record is from RefSeq and is a predicted model, not a curated record. NCBI's taxonomy places the organism in Eukaryota, Metazoa, Chordata, Mammalia, Carnivora, Otariidae. Gene Ontology annotation, biological process: peptidoglycan catabolic process; defense response to Gram-positive bacterium. Gene Ontology annotation, molecular function: lysozyme activity.